AUGGAGAGUGAAAAUGAUGAAUCAUGGGAAUGGUUUUUCAAGCAACUCAGUUGUAUUAUACCAGAUGACGGAGGCCUUGCCAUUAUAUCCGACAGACACAAAUCAAUUGGGAAAGCAAUAAAAACAGUUUAUCCGAAGGCUAGCCGUGGAAUAUGCACUUACCACCUGUACAAGAAUAUAUUAGUCCGUUUUAGAGGCCAAGAAGCAUUUGGUUUAGUAAAGAAGGCAGCUGAUGCUUUCAGGCUAGUCGAUUUCCACACCACUUUUAAUCAGAUUGAAGCGUUGAACCCUGCUCUCCAUGAUUACCUUGAAAGAGGUGAUGUACGCCAGUGGACACGGGUACACUUCCCUGGCGAUAGGUACAAUUUGCUCACAAGCAACAUUGCAGAAUCAAUGAAUAAGGUGAUGUCACAUGCCAGAGGAUUUCCUAUUGUGGAACUGUUAGAAACAAUUAGGUCUAUGAUGACUAGAUGGUUUUCAGACCGAAGGAAUGAUGCACUUAAAAUGAAUACAUCCCUAACACGUGGAGUAGAGAAAAUUCUACAGAGUCGAGUUGACUAUGCUAAAUUGCUCAAUGUUCAAGAUAUAGAUGCACAUCAAAUACAAGUGACAAGUGCAUCGUCUCUCCAUGUUGUUAAUGUAAAAGACAAAAAAUGCACGUGUUGUAGGUUUGACUUGGAGAAAUUGCCAUGUGCACAUGCAAUUGCAGCAGCUGAGCAUCGCAAAGUUUCUCGCAUUUCAAUGUCACACCCUUAUUUUUACACGAACUACUUGUACAGUUCCUAUGAAAAUACCAUCAUGCCAAGAGAUUUUGCACAAUCUGUUCCUGAAGCUGUGGCGAAGGACGUUUGUUUACCACCUAUACCUCGACAACAAGCAGGAAGGCCAAAGAAUUCGAGGAUUAAAUCUGCAUUGGAGAUUGCUAUGGAAAAGAAAAAGCCAAGAAAGCUAUAUACAUGUGGAAAUUGCAAUCAAGUAGGACAUAAUCGCAAGACAUGUACUUCAUAG
This is a messenger RNA of Camelina sativa (false flax), 1008 nucleotides long. RefSeq lists its product as uncharacterized. NCBI's taxonomy places the organism in Eukaryota, Viridiplantae, Streptophyta, Magnoliopsida, Brassicales, Brassicaceae. Gene Ontology annotation, molecular function: zinc ion binding. The record is from RefSeq and is a predicted model, not a curated record.